This is a messenger RNA of Hansenula ciferrii, 531 nucleotides long. RefSeq lists its product as uncharacterized. The transcript has a single exon. The coding region runs from base 1 to 531 and encodes 176 amino acids. The record is from RefSeq and is a predicted model, not a curated record. NCBI's taxonomy places the organism in Eukaryota, Fungi, Ascomycota, Saccharomycetes, Phaffomycetales, Wickerhamomycetaceae.
AUGCAAUUAUCAACUGUUACUUUAGUCGCCAUUAUCUCAACUUUACUUGGUUCAACUGUCGCUGCUCCAGUUAACAUUACUGAAUCUGCUAACGGUGAAGCUGAAGCUGAUGUCCCAGGUACUUCUCAAGGUGUUGAAUUCCCAUUCUCAAAAGAAGCCAUCAUUGAAGCUGUUUCUUUAGGUAAUGAUAUUGCUCCAAUUGUUUUAGAUGAUGCUGUUUACUUCAUUAACACUACCAUUGUUGAUCAAGAAUUAGGUUCAAAAUUAGGUAAAAGAGAAGCAUGGAACUGGAGACAAUACUUGAAUGGUUCACCAAACUACAAAAGAGAAGCUGAAGCUGACGCUGAAGCAUGGCAAUGGAGAAAAUAUUUAAAUGGUUCACCAAACUAUAAGAGAGAAGCUGAAGCUGAUGCUGAAGCAUGGCAAUGGAGAAAAUAUUUAAAUGGUUCACCAAACUAUAAAAGAGAAGCUGCUCCAGAAGCUGAAGCAUGGCAAUGGAGAAAAUACUUGAAUGGUUCUCCAAACUACUAA